AUGUACGAAAGAGCCCUCGACUGGGCCAUCCAACACACGUCGGCCAAGACCGAGAGAACACGGUUAACACGGAUCACGCACGGUGCCAUUACCGGAGGUCCGGUGACCAUUUGGUGGGUGUGUGUGCUGGCGACCAACGGGGCUACUCUCUCUCUUUCUCUACAUUGCUCCAUCCACCACAAAACAAUGCGAGCCACCUUGUUCGUCGUGGCCCUGAUCGCUCUCCUGGGUCGCGCUCUCUACGAGCGUGCCCAGACAGUCGGCGCUUUCCGCAAGCCCAACACCUUCCACGCCGCAGGAGAGAUCAAGGUCAUCCCAGACACCAUCAACGCCGAGGACCUGCACCUCGACCAUGCCAGUGGCCUUAUCUUUGCUGCUGCUCACGACAGGGAUGGAGGACGCAGCAAGUGGUUCCCGCCUCUGACGCGCUUCGGCGAGCCCCAGAGCAUCCUCGAGCACGGCGGUGGCCUGCGUGUCAUUGAUCCCACGACGUUUAAGACUACCCGUCUCGAGCUCAAGGGCUUUGACGCUCCGUUCAGCACCCACGGCAUCGACACUGUCCGCGACCCAGAGCAACAGGAUGCAAUCUACAUUCUGGCCGUCAACCACUUGCCCACCACAGAGUACCUGCAGACCCUCGACGCUACCGCGCCCGUCAAGGCCGCCUCGCGGAUCGAGAUCUUCCACCAUGUUAUUGGCACCGACAUUGCUACUCACGUCCGCUCCGUUGAGCACGACCUCGUCAAGAUGCCCAACGACAUCUUUGCCAUUUCGCCGUUCGCGUUUUACGUCACCAACGACCACCACUACCGCGAGGGACCCCUUCGUACGGUCGAGGUCCUGGGCACCAAGCGCUUCGCCGGCUGGUCGACCACUGUUUAUGUAGAGGCCGACGAGACGAAGAACGGCGCCGACGGUGUCCAGGCAAAGGUCGCUCUCACUGGUCUCCACAACAACAAUGGUCUCGGCCACACCCCCAACGUCUCGACCAUCCUGAUCAACGAUGCCGCUGGCGGUGUGACCUACACUGCUCGGAUCAAGGAGGACCGCACCCUCGAGGUCGUCCACGAAUUCCCUCUCCCGAUCACUAUUGACAACCCCUUCUGGUUCACCGACCCUUACCCCUCCGUUGACCACGACGCCAGUGGUGUUGUCAACGCCGGUCUCACCCAGGGGAUCAAGCUGGAAAAGGAGCUUGACAUCGCCGAGGGCGCCAUUGCGCCUUCUGUCUUUCUCACCUCGGGUCUCGGCCGUGGGCAGCUCAACACCACUUUGCUGUUCGAGGACGACGGCAACGUGCUUCGCUCAGCGUCGGCCGCUGUUCUGAUUGCGAUUGAUCCCAAGAAGAACGAGGGCAAGAAGCAGGGCUGGCUGUUUGUUUCCGGGUUUGCGUCCAAGGCGGCCGUUGCUGUCAAGGUGGAUCUCUAG
Apiotrichum porosum is the source of this 1428-nucleotide messenger RNA. RefSeq lists its product as uncharacterized. NCBI's taxonomy places the organism in Eukaryota, Fungi, Basidiomycota, Tremellomycetes, Trichosporonales, Trichosporonaceae. The transcript has a single exon. The record is from RefSeq and is a predicted model, not a curated record. The coding region runs from base 1 to 1428 and encodes 475 amino acids.